UUCCAAUCCCCUCCAUAUCAUGUGAUUCAGGUGUUCCAAUCCCCUCCAUAUCAUGUGAUUCAGGUGCUCCAAUCCCCUCCAUGGACACAGGUGUAUACAAUCAAGCCCCUAGGCAUGCAGACGGCUUGUACAAACAUUGGUGAAAGAAUGGGUCGCUCUCAGGAGCUCAGUGACUCCAAGCGUGAUCCCGUGAUAGGUGGUCACCUGGGCAAUAAGUCCAUCCGUGACAUUUCCUGGCUACUAAAUAUUCCGCACUCAACUGUUAGUGGGAUUAUAACAAAGUGGAAGCAACUGGGAACAACAGCCACUCAGCCACCAAGUGGUAGGCCACGUCACAUGACAGGGCGGGGUCAGCGCAUGCUGAAGCGCACAGUGCGCAGAAGUCGCCAACUGUCUGCAGAGUCAAUAGCUAAAGACCUCCAAACUUGGUGUGGCCUUCAGAUGAGCCCAACAACAGUGCGUAGAGAGCUUCAUGGAAUGGGUUUCCAUGGCCGAGCAGCUGCAUCCAAG
Molecule: messenger RNA, 510 nt
Organism: Staurois parvus
Lineage: Eukaryota; Metazoa; Chordata; Amphibia; Anura; Ranidae
Source: the annotation of a GenBank genome assembly